Insectozyma verbasci is the source of this 453-nucleotide messenger RNA. The record is from the annotation of a GenBank genome assembly. Lineage: Eukaryota; Fungi; Ascomycota; Pichiomycetes; Serinales; Debaryomycetaceae.
AUGUCAGAUUGGGAUUCAGUUACUAUUAUCGGUCAAAAAGCAAGAGUAGGCGGCGGUGGACCAAGAGAAACAGUUGCAAAGACACAAUCUCAAUUAAAUGCAGCUAGAAGAUCUGGUGCAGUAGUUGGCACUGAAAAAAAAUAUGGUUCAGCAAAUACAAAAUCAAAUCCUGAAGGUCAAAGAUUAACUAAAUUAGAUGCUACAGAUGAUGUUGUUCAAGUUAAAAAAGUAGAUCAAAGUGUAGGUAGAACUAUACAAAAAGCAAGACAAGAUAAAAAAUUAACUCAAAAAGAUUUAGCUACUAAAGUUAAUGAGAAACCAAAUGUUAUUAAUGAUUAUGAAGCUGGUAGAGCUGUUCCAAAUCAACAAUUAUUAGGUAAAUUAGAAAGAGCUUUGGGUGUUAGAUUAAGAGGAAAAAAUAUUGGUGAACCUUUAUUUAAAAAGAAGGAGUAA